Molecule: messenger RNA, 1149 nt
Organism: Botrytis byssoidea
Lineage: Eukaryota; Fungi; Ascomycota; Leotiomycetes; Helotiales; Sclerotiniaceae
Exons: 6
Coding region: 1-1149 (382 amino acids)
Molecular function (GO): oxidoreductase activity, acting on the CH-OH group of donors, NAD or NADP as acceptor
Source: RefSeq, a predicted model, not a curated record
AUGGGAAUGGGUGUGGGAAUCAAUUCGGGAAUGAGGAUACCGGAGAAUGCUCUCGGGAAGGUUGUGGGGGUGGGAAUGGGAAAGAUAAGAGGAUACGGGCGUGGGUCUGGGAGAAUAAAGAGGAUGGAUGGGAUGAAGAUGUCGUUGAGAUCGGAAUCAAGGGUUCCUCCUUCUGCUAGACUCUUUGGGAGAUCGAGAGGAUUCUGCUCUUCUUCAUCGUCUUCAUAUGUUGCGUCGUCUGCUUCAUCGCCAUCCAGAAUUGAAGACAAAACAGGAGCAAAAUCAAACACAAACCUCCUUCCUUUUGCGAAUAAAACGAUAUUGGUAACGGGUGCGACCCGCGGGAUUGGGAAAGCCAUUGCGCAAAAAUUUGGAGAGUUGGGGGGAAAGUUGUUAUUGGUGGGAAGGAAUCGGGAGGGCUUGGAGGGGGUGGGGAGGGAAAUGAUGAAGGGAAGAAGGGGAGAGGGAGAGGGAGAAGGAGAGGGGGAUUGGAUGGUUGUUUGUGGAGAUGUGGGGGAGAGGGAGUUUUGGGAGGGGAAUUUGGAAGGGGAAAGAGAGUGGCUGAGGGGAUUGAGGGGAAGUGGAGAGAGGAGAAGUGAAAGGGGUGAUAACCCCACCCCCAAACCCAAAAUCGACAUCCUCAUCAACGCCGCCGGUCUAACCCACGCCUCCCCCCUCAUAACCACCUCUCCUUCCCUCAUCGAAAAUAUCCUCCAAACAAAUUUAAUGGGUACAAUCUGGGGAUGUAAAAUUAUCGGAAAAGAGAUGUUGAGACGAAGGGAGGGUUGUAUAAUAAACGUCUCCUCACUCCUCGGCAUCAAAGGCGGAAGAGGUAGUGCCGCGUACGUAGCUAGUAAAGCCGGGGUUCUUGGACUCACCCGCGCCCUAGCCGCCGAAAUGGGCUCUGCAGGAAUUCGAGUCAACGCCAUUGUACCUGGCUAUAUCGAGACGGAUAUGACGAGGGAAACUGAGCUAACAACCUCCUUCAAAGCAAUGUCAGAUCCCGCCCGCUCAGAAGCAUUAAACUCCAUUCCUCUAUCACGUUUUGGAGAUGUAGCCGAAAUAGCCGAUGCCGCCGUCUUUUUAGCAACCAAUAAGUACGCAAACAAUUGUGUGCUUAAUCUUGAUGGAGGAUUGAGCGCCGUAUGA